Quercus robur (English oak) is the source of this 2576-nucleotide messenger RNA. Its product is annotated as ARM REPEAT PROTEIN INTERACTING WITH ABF2-like. The record is from RefSeq and is a predicted model, not a curated record. NCBI's taxonomy places the organism in Eukaryota, Viridiplantae, Streptophyta, Magnoliopsida, Fagales, Fagaceae. Gene Ontology annotation, molecular function: protein binding. The transcript is spliced from 19 exons. The coding region runs from base 90 to 2216 and encodes 708 amino acids.
ACUUUCUCUCCCAAAUAACCACCACAUUUCCCAUUUCUUCCCAAACUACCCUCUCUCUCUCUCUCUCUCUCUCUCUCUCUCACUCCACCAUGGUUCUGAGCAAAGUCACCACCGCGAAGCGAAGCUUGAAGCGGAAGCUCGAGCCGGAAUUCGAAGACCGAAGCGAAGACGAUCGCAAGGUUUUCGCUUCCGAGCCACGCGAUGCCUCUGAUCGUGAUCUCGUCCCUGAUAUUCUCGCUCAGAUCAGUGUUCUCAACUCCGCUCUCUCUUCCUCCGAAGCCGACCGCGCUGCUGCCAAGAGCGCCGCCGCUUCCAUCGCCGAACUCGCCAAAAACGAGGAUAUUGUGGAUAUAAUAGUGGAGUCUGGUGCGGUUCCGGCUUUAGUGAAGCAUCUCCAGGUGCCAGCAGAUGUAAGAGAGGGUGACAGUGAUCUGAGGCUGUAUGAGCAUGAGGUGGAGAAAGGAAGCGCUUUUGCACUUGGACUUCUUGCUGUCAAACCAGAGCAUCAACAGCUCAUUGUUGAUGCUGGAGCUGUACCCCAUCUUGUGGAUUUGUUAAAGAGAAACAAGAAUGGUUGUAACCCCCGAGCGGUCAAUGGUGUUAUUAGGAGAGCUGCUGAUGCAAUAACUAACCUUGCUCAUGAGAAUAGUGUUAUUAAAACCUUUGUCAGGUUUGAAGGUGGCAUUCCUCCUCUUGUUGAACUGCUCGACUCCACUGAUGCAAAGGUACAAAGAGCAGCUGCAGGGGCCCUGCGUACCCUUGCUUUUAAAAAUGAUGAAAACAAAACUCAGAUUGUAGAAUGUAAUGCUCUACCAACCCUUAUACUAAUGCUCUGGUCUGAAGAUGCCACUAUACAUUAUGAAGCGGUUGGUGUAAUAGGUAAUCUGGUCCACUCAUCCCCAAAAAUUAAAAAAGAAGUUCUCCUUGCUGGAGCUUUACAACCUGUUAUCAGAUUGCUUAGUUCCUCUUGUCCGGAGAGCCAAAGAGAAGCGGCUCUGUUACUUGGUCAAUUUGCUGGGGCCGAUUCUGAUACUAAGGUGCACAUUGUUCAGAGGGGUGCUGUCCAGCCUUUAAUUGAGAUGCUUAAGUCCCCAGAUGCACAGCUUAGAGAGAUGUCAGCUUUUGCACUAGGGAGGUUGGCACAGGACAAGCACAACCAAGCUGGCAUUGCUCAUAGUGGAGGUAUAGUGCCUCUACUCAAACUUAUUGACUCAAGAAAUGGAGCUUUGCAGCAUAAUUCUGCAUUUGCUAUAUAUGGUCUUGCAGAUAAUGAGGAUAAUGUUGUAGAUCUUAUCAAGGUUGGCGGUGUUCAGAAACUUCAAGAAGGAGAAUUUACUGUUCAACCAACUAAAGAUUGUGUGGCAAAGACAUUCAAAAGAUUAGAGGAGAAGAUUCAUGGUCGUGUACUAAACCAUUUGCUAUAUCUGAUGCGGGUUUCAGAAAAGGCAGUUCAAAUACAGGUUGCCUUGGCUCUUGCUCAUCUUUGUGCACCCGAUGAUCGAAAAGCUAUUUUUAUUGAUAGCAAUGGUUUAGAGUUGCUGCUUGAGCUUUUACAGUCUACAAGCCUGAAGCAGAAACAAGAUGGUUCAGGGGCCCUGUACAAGUUGGCUACCAAGGCAACUUCACUCUCUCCUGUAGAUGCUGCUCCUCCAUCACCGAAUCCACAGGUGUAUUUGGGUGAACAAUAUGUGAACAAUCCUACGCUUUCUGAUGUCACCUUCUUAGUUGAAGGUAAACGGUUCUAUGCUCACAGAAUUUGUCUGCUUGCUUCUUCGGAUGCUUUCCGUGCAAUGUUUGAUGGUGGUUACAGAGAGAGGGAUGCUAAGGACAUACAGAUUCCAAAUAUUAGAUGGGACGUGUUUGAGUUGAUGAUGAGAUUCAUAUACACAGGAUCAGUAGAAGUCAGUCUGGAUAUUGCACAGGAUCUCCUCAGAGCUGCUGAUCAGUACCUUUUGGAUGGUCUUAAGCAUCUCUGCGAGUAUGCUAUUGCUCAGGAUAUUUGUGUGGAAAAUGUUUCCCUAAUGUACGAGUUAUCAGAAGCCUUUAAUGCUAUGUCAUUAAGGAAAGCAUGCAUACUGUUUAUUUUGGAGCAGUUUGACAAAUUGAGUGCCAAACCAUGGUACUCUCAACUGAUCAAGUGCAUUGUACCAGAGAUACACAAAUUCUUCACUAAUAUACUUACAAAGCCUAUUCAAGCUGACUUGCAGCAAUUAUAGAUGGUUCAGCUCAAGUUUUAGUCUUUUGACUAAUAAUCAAGGUGGAAGACAAAUGAUGUACAGAAAGAUCUUUGGUAAUUGAGCAAGCAGGAGUAAAUUUUUUGUAGUGUAAUAUCUCAUGUAUUGUCAUUUUUUUGAAGCCACUCAUCUUGAAGUAGUCACUUUCUUGUAUGCCAACAUUGUUAGGCUUAUACUCCAUUAGAUUCAUGGGAGAGCAUGGUAGGCAGUAACUGAAGAGCAAGAGAUAAACAAUAGUAUUGUAAAAUUGUAGGCACAGGCUGUCUUUUCUUUUUGUAGAACUAGAAUUUGCCAUGUUUUGUAUCAUAAUAUGUCCUGAUAAAUUUCACUCAAUUCUGAUCA